AUGACGAUCACCAUUGAACAACCUCAGCUCGAUGUGGUGCCGGAGAGGAAGGUCCCCGCCGGCGGCGACCCCGCGGAGCUGGUGCUCGACGCCGGCUUCGUCGUGCCGGACGCCAACGCCUUCGGCAAUACCUUCAGGAACUACGACGCGGAGUCGGAGCGGAAGCAGACGGUGGAGGAGUUCUACCGGGUGAACCACAUCAGCCAGACGUACGAGUUCGUGUCGCGGAUGCGGGCCGAGUACGGGCGGCUAGACAAGACGGAGAUGGGCAUCUGGGAGUGCAUCGAGCUGCUCAACGAGUUCAUCGACGACAGCGACCCGGACCUGGACAUGCCCCAGAUCGAGCACCUCCUCCAGACCGCCGAGGCCAUCCGCAAGGACUACCCCGACGAGGACUGGCUCCACCUCACAGGCCUCAUCCACGACCUGGGCAAGGUGCUGCUGCACCCAAGCUGUGGGGAGCUCCCUCAGUGGGCUGUCGUUGGUGACACCUUCCCCGUCGGCUGCGCAUACGACGAGUGCAACGUCCACUUCAAGUACUUCAAGGAGAACCCUGACUACCACAACCCCAAGCUCAACACCAAGCUGGGGGUCUACUCCGAGGGCUGCGGCCUCGACAACGUGCUCAUGUCAUGGGGCCAUGACAACUACAUGUACCUGGUGGCCAAGGAGAACAAGUGCACCCUUCCUUCCGCGGGGAUGUUCAUCAUCAGAUACCACUCGUUCUACCCCCUGCACAAGCAUGGAGCCUACAUGCACCUGAUGAACGAAGAGGACAAGGAGAACCUCAAGUGGCUGCAUGUGUUCAACAAGUAUGACCUGUACAGCAAGAGCAACGUCAGGAUCGACGUGGAGAAGGUGAAGCCCUACUACAUGUCCCUAAUCGACAAGUACUUCCCGGCCAAGCUAAGAUGGUGA
Messenger RNA from Miscanthus lutarioriparius, 918 nucleotides. The record is from the annotation of a GenBank genome assembly. Lineage: Eukaryota; Viridiplantae; Streptophyta; Magnoliopsida; Poales; Poaceae.